UCCUGUCUCUCCGUUCAUGAAAUCUCGAAGACUGAAAGGGUGCGCGCAGACUCCUGUUUGAUCCUCGCUUUUUGCUCAUCAAUAUCUCCGGAGCGGACGAGGAUACAAGGACAACCCAUGGAGACGGACAACGGUAAUGACCGCGGUCCCGAAUACUUCUCCGGAGAGCUCGAAUUUUGCUCCGUCUGCGGGAGCAUUCUACCAUUAGCUGAUGCGACGAAAUUCGUUGUGUGCCGACUGUGUUCAACGUCUAUCCCUAUCGAGAACUUCCACGGCAUGGAGACGAAGUCUGUUGUGGUGUACAAUGAUCGCGAGACGGCGCUCAAAGGUGCUGUACAAAAAGAUGACGGGGUGGUUGGUCCAACGGUGGACAGAGUCUGUGUGAAAUGUGGUCGUGAAGGCAUGACAUACGCCACACUUCAAACCCGGAGUGCUGACGAGGGCCAGACAAUUUUCUACUCCUGUCCAGAUUGUGGUCAUCAAGAAAACGAGAAUUCGUGAUCGAAUUCAGAGAUUGACUGAAUAUCGAGUUUGUUGUGAUAUUGCAUGAUUGAAGUUUGUGAACAUGCAGAGAACCUGUUCAGCUAGCAGCUAGCUGCUUCUCUCGAAUAAAGGCCAGAUUCAU
Molecule: messenger RNA, 625 nt
Organism: Galendromus occidentalis (western predatory mite)
Lineage: Eukaryota; Metazoa; Arthropoda; Arachnida; Mesostigmata; Phytoseiidae
Gene: Polr1H
Product: RNA polymerase I subunit RpI12
Exons: 2
Coding region: 118-501 (127 amino acids)
Biological process (GO): DNA-templated transcription; termination of RNA polymerase I transcription
Cellular component (GO): RNA polymerase I complex
Molecular function (GO): nucleic acid binding; zinc ion binding
Source: RefSeq, a predicted model, not a curated record